AUGAAUGAGUGGAAAAAAUUAUUUCCUAAUAAGGAAGGUUUUAUUGUGUUUGCUUUGUACAUUAUAUUAUUUGUCUUUCAAGGUGUUUUUAUUACUGCUUCUAAAACAGAAAAUGGAAUUUAUGAUUAUAACACAACACUGGUUGUCUUUCUAUCUGAAUUGUUAAAGUUAGUUAUCUCCUCUCUUCUUUAUACAUUAAAACAAGGAGACAAGCCACAUAUUUUCAAAGCUAUUGUAAUAAACUAUAAUCUUCUCCUGCAAUACUUUAUACCUUCCUUACUAUAUUGUUUUUAUAAUAAUUUAGCAUUUAUCAAUUUAUCUCAUUAUGAUCCUACAUCAUAUUAUAUAUUGCUGCAAUUCCGAGUAGUGCUAACAGCAUUCAUAUUUCAGUUUCUGUUCAAGAAAAAAUUAGCAUUCAUCCAAUGGAUAUCAUUAGGUAUACUCACAAUAGGAUGCAUGAUAAAGAACUUCGAUGCAGCAACUAUCACAUCAAAGGGUGAUAAUGUGGAUCUCUGGUCUCAAAUCUUUAAUAUUUACUUUUUAUCUAUCAACUUUCAAAACUUUUGCUCUUGCUUAGCCGGCGAGAUAGGGACUGUAUUUCAAGAUUUCCAGUCACUAGGUGAUGUGUUUGUUAUAUUGAUUACAAUUAAUAGUGCUAUAGUUGGAAUAGUGACUAGCUUUUUCUUGAAAAAUCUGAAUUCCAUCUUGAAGACAUAUGCCAGUGCUUUAGAGUUGAUAAUUACUGCGGUAGUAUGUUACAUAUUAUUCAAGAUUGUCAUAACAUUCUACACAAUAGUGUCCAUUUGUCUAGUAGUUAUAUCUGUAGCUAUGUAUUUUAAGAAUCCAGUUAAUAAUGUGAAUGUUGACACUGAAAGAAGUAGAAGGGAUAAAGCACCGCUUUUAGAUGUAGCAGUGGAAUAG
Messenger RNA from Leptosia nina, 921 nucleotides. Lineage: Eukaryota; Metazoa; Arthropoda; Insecta; Lepidoptera; Pieridae. The record is from the annotation of a GenBank genome assembly.